CAGCAAGGCGUCAGUCGAUGCGACACCGCGCUUAGCCAUGGAGGCGCAAUGAGGCUGGCGCCAGAGCGGUUGUCUCGGUUGGCAGCUGGGAAUGGCGCGGCCCUGCCAUUUGGAGACGGCAUGCACGUCAAAGAGGCUGCUGAAGAGAUCGGCAUGGAAUCGCGGCCAGAGGCGCAGGCUGCUACGGCAGGCGUCGACCAGCCCAGCGUCAGUAGCCGCGCGGUUGUGGAGAAGAUCCUGCAUCACCCGAAGCCGUGGAGAGUGAUUGCGGCAUAUGGGGAUGCACGGCCGAGCUUCGAGAAGUUCAGCCACCUCGCGGCCUUCGUCGCCCAAGCGCCGGACACCACGCUCGCCUUCCGCCGUGCUUGCGAUUUGUUGGGCCAAAUCGCGCGAGAGCAGCCGGCGCGCAGCAGCCUUUGCCGGAGGAACCAGCUAGCAGCAGAUGGAGCAGGCUGCCAGUGUGACGUUUGCCAGCGGGCAAACGCCGAGAUGCGUUCGGCGGCCGGUGCGGCUCUAAAGCGGUGCAGAGCGUCGCAGGAGAUGGAUGCGAUCAUUGUCCCAGAUUCCGAGGACGAAGGGCAAAGGCAAAGCACGGUGCUCCAGUCCCUGGAGCGCGCUCUGAAGAGCUUCCUUUCAGAGGAGGCCCUGGACACAUGCCCGGCUCCGCCCAAGCGCCGGCUCAGGCUCAUGCGAAGGCUGUCCUCCCCGAGUUUGCCGGACUCGGAAGCGGAAAUUCCAGAGGAAGCCUGCCGCGCCUCAGCUAGCCCAAGGCGGGCCGAGCCGCAACCGCGUGAUCCGUUGGAGGGCUGCACUCCGGCGACGUGGAGGCUCUUCCGCGGCCGCAGCUUUCUGCAACGAUUGCGAGGCGAGACUCGGGGAGCUCCGGGCGCCGAAGGCGCGGGCGGAGAAGUUGAAGUGAGGCCGACUGCGCCGCCGAGGCUGGACCCUCAGAUCCAGCCGUUGCCCAGGGCCAGUACCCUCGCCGACUUGCGCGGCGGCAAAGCCGAAUGCCAGGACUUGAAGAAAGCUCGGUCGGCGCCCGAUUUCAUGGAAAGCCAGAGCAUUUUGAGCCUUUUAACGAGGAGUCGCGGCAAGCGCCUGAAGUUGUCGCGUGACUCCGACCCCGAGGGACGAGGCUGGUCUCCUGUGAAGAGACCCAUGGAGCCUCCGGAGGUGAUCGAUUGCUUCUCACCGGAGAAAUCCCCACGAGGCGCUCCAGCUAGGCAGGAGCCGACUGUUGGCCCAGACGUCGCGCUGGUGAUCAAGAAGCGCUGGUGCGACAAGAUCUUUGAUGGCGGCAAGGUCUGGGAGAUCCGGGGCUCGUGGCUGAAGAAGAGAGGCCGCAUCUGCAUCGCGCAGUCCAAGUCGAAGACGCUUGUGGGUGAAGUCACGGUGGUGGGCUGCCUCAAGGUGGGUCGUUGGACGGAGGAUGGUCAGCUCGUCCCGUGGAGCGAUGCUGAGCAAGAUAGGCAGAGCUUCAUAGGCGCGCCGGAGAACCUGGCGAAGCAUUGUGUCGAGGACUUGAGCCUGGUCAAGGGCUAUCCGCGUGUCUUCGCGUGGGUGCUCGAGCGCGCCGAGCGCUAUGCAACACCCGUGCCUUACCAGCACAAGGUGGGAUGCAUCACCUGGGUGAAGCUCCACGAUCGCCCGGCCGAGGCCGCGCCGAAGUUGCCGCGCUCGCAGCUGCCGCGGCAGCCGCGUGAGCCGCGGGGUCUGCGGCCGCUUGCGGCUGAGCAAGGUGGAGCCCAGGAGACCGCCCGUGGUGACUUUGCGGCCACACGACGCAGAAGGGCCAAGCGCGUGGAUGCGGGCCUUACCACGCAAGGGUCGCCAAUCUGCAAGAUUGGUGGACGACGACGAUUCGGACCUCGAAUGCGUAUGAUGCCUCUCUGGCAUCAGUUUGUGAGCGAUCAAAACUUUCAUGCGGGCCAGCGAAAGUUUUGAUCGAGGCUCCUUCAUGUUGUUUUUUGCCUCGUGCUGUGCGGUCAAUCGGGUUAUGCAGAGGCCAGAGGGCACUUGCACUGCAACAUGGGUGACUGACA
This is a messenger RNA of Effrenium voratum, 2042 nucleotides long. The record is from the annotation of a GenBank genome assembly. NCBI's taxonomy places the organism in Eukaryota, Dinophyceae, Suessiales, Symbiodiniaceae.